AUGUCGGGUACUUACCACAGUACUCCACUUGAACUCUCAUCUCACCAAAAUCUUAUUGACGAGGACGACUAUCCUUCUACAACUCAGAUUUCUUCAACUACUUCACAAGCGGCAUUUCCUCUGCAGAGCCUGCAGCCUGCUGUUGCACCACCGACUUUCAGACCACAGUAUUAUCAACCGAGUGAAGGCAAUCGUCGUAAUUCCCCCACUUUAUCCUCCCUCGACCCAUACUACAACGACGCUCCUGACGACGAAGAAGAGCACGAACAUUUAUAUUCCGACAAAUCGGGUCUUAUGCGUCAGGUAUCUAAUAUGAGUGAUGCUAACUUACCGCUUACCGCACACGCUGCUAGUACCUCGCCUGCCUCGACUGAAACACACGGACUCAUAACCGGCAAAUCUGGUGGUAGCGGCGGCAAUGGUGGCAAUGGGGAUGAUAAUGUCGGGAGAACAGUGUACAUAAACAAUCCAGAAAGAAACGCGCAACAAAAGUUUUUGCAUAAUAAAAUAUCAACUGCGAAAUACAAUUUUGCGACAUUCUUGCCAAAGUUCUUGUACGAACAAUUCUCAAAAUACGCAAAUUUGUUCUUCUUGUUCACAGGUAUUCAAAUUAAAAACGUGUCACCGACGAACAGAUAUACUACUCUAGGACCAUUAAUCGUGGUGCUUUCGGCAACUGCAUUCAAAGAAAUAGUGGAAGACUAUAAACGUCAUAAAUCAGACUCGGAAGUAAACUCUCGCGAAUGCAAAUCAUUACAAGGCUCACAAUUUGUUUCAAAAGAAUGGAAUAACGUAAAAGUGGGAGAUAUAGUACGCGUUGAAAACGGAGAAUUUUUCCCAGCAGAUUUGAUUUUAUUGAGUAGUUCUGAACCAGAGGGAUUGUGUUAUAUUGAGACAAGUAAUCUAGACGGAGAAACUAAUUUAAAGAUCAAGCAAGCACCGCCGGAAACAGCAAUAUCGACUUCUGCGUUAGAAAUCAGUCACCUAAACGGCUACCUAAAAUCCGAGCAACCUAAUAACAGUUUGUAUACAUACGAGGGAACGUUAUACUUAACAACACAAAGUGGACAGAAACAGAUUCCUUUGGAUCCUACUCAGAUACUACUCAGAGGUGCUCAAUUAAGAAAUACAAAUUGGGUAUAUGGACUGGUAGUAUUCACUGGUCAUGAGACCAAGUUGAUGAGAAACGCAAGUGCAACACCGAUCAAAAGAACUAAUGUAGAAAAAACAGUCAACGUCCAGAUUAUCUUUUUGUUUUGUAUAUUGCUAGCUAUGAGUCUGGCAUGCUCUAUUGGAAGUGUUAUUAGAGUUGUUAAUUUUAACGGCGAGAUGCCAUAUCUCUUUCUGCUGACAGGUCAAACUGUCAUUGGACAAUUUGGGUUUAACAUUCUGACUUUUUUGAUUCUAUUUAAUAAUUUAAUUCCUAUAAGUUUAAUUGUCACAAUGGAAGUCGUUAAAUUUCAACAAGCGUCUUUAAUAAACAACGAUUUAGACAUGUAUUAUGAGAAAACAGAUACACCAGCACUAUGUAGAACAAGUAGCUUGGUAGAAGAAUUAGGCCAGAUCGAGUACAUAUUCUCAGAUAAGACAGGAACUCUCACGUGUAAUGAAAUGGAAUUCCGGCAGUGUUCGAUCGCGGGCAUAGCCUAUGCUGAUGUUGUCGAAGAAAGCAAAAAAGCCCGUGUCGUUGAUGGAGCUGAAGUCGGAAUGUACGACUUUACCCGAUUGGGUGAAAACUUAAAAAAUCAUCCUACUGCGAACGUGAUUAACGAGUUUUUGACAUUGUUGGCUGUUUGUCAUACGGUUAUUCCCGAAAAAGACGAAAAGAACGAAAUCGUAUAUCAAGCGUCGUCUCCCGAUGAGGGUGCCCUAGUAAAAGGUGCUGCCAAUCUGAAUUACGUUUUCACGACACGUCGCCCGAAAUCAGUUAGCAUAACAGUGAAUGGCACUUCAUAUGAUUACGAAAUCCUUAACAUCUGCGAAUUCAACAGCACUCGCAAGCGCAUGUCAACAGUCGUCCGCUGCUCUGACGGAAAAAUUAAACUCUAUUGCAAAGGUGCCGAUACUGUCAUCCUCGAACGUUUAAGCGAAGACAAUCCUUUCGUUGAACAAACACUUCAACAUCUCGAGGACUAUGCCACCGAAGGUCUACGUACGCUUUGUAUCGCAAUGAGAGAAAUAUCCGAAGAAGAAUACAAAGUAUGGUCAGGGAUAUACGAUAAAGCAUCAACUACCUUGGUCAAUAGACAGGAAGAGCUCGAUAAAGCGGCAGAGAUGAUUGAGAAGAAUUUGUUUUUAUUGGGAGCUACGGCAAUUGAAGAUAAAUUACAAGAUGGUGUGCCGGAGACUAUUCAUACGCUGCAGCAAGCAGGGAUUAAGAUUUGGGUUUUAACAGGCGAUAGGCAGGAAACGGCUAUAAAUAUCGGUCUAAGUUGUAAGCUGAUUUCAGAGGAUAUGUCAUUGAUCAUAGUGAAUGAAGAGAAUAGACAUGAUACACAGCAGUUCUUGGACAAGAAAUUACAAGCAAUUAAAGGACGGGCUAACCCUCUAGCCCUUAUAAUUGAUGGCCGCACGUUGGAAUUUGCCUUGGAAAAGGAGCUCGAGAAAACCUUCCUUGAACUUGCAACUUUGUGCAAAGCAGUCGUCUGUUGUCGUGUAUCACCCCUGCAAAAAGCUUUGGUUGUCAAGUUGGUCAAACGACAUCUCAAAGCAAUCCUUCUUGCAAUAGGCGAUGGUGCGAAUGAUGUGUCUAUGAUUCAAGCUGCUCACGUUGGUGUUGGUAUCAGUGGUCUCGAGGGGCUACAAGCUGCAAGAUCUGCAGACGUGGCUAUUAGUCAGUUCAGAUACUUGAAGAAACUGUUGUUAGUGCAUGGAGCCUGGAGCUAUCAGAGACUGAGCAAAUUGAUUCUGUAUUCUUUCUACAAGAACAUAACAUUAUAUAUGACUCAGUUUUGGUUUGCAUUCCACAAUAGUUUCUCUGGACAAGUUAUAUAUGAAUCAUGGACGAUUAGUUACUAUAAUGUGCUCUUUACUGUAUUGCCGCCUAUAGUCAUGGGCGUAUUCGAUCAAUAUGUCAGCGCAAGAAUGUUGGACAGAUAUCCUCAGAUGUACCAGGUUGGCCAAAAGGGCGAAUUCUUCAACGUGAAAAGCUUUUGGGGAUGGACUAUAAACGCAUUUUAUCAUUCCCUGGUUUUGUAUUUCUGCUCAAUAUACAUAUUCAAUAACGAUCUGAUAUUACCUAACGGACUACUUGCUGGACAUUGGGUAUGGGGUACGACAUUAUACACGGCCGUUCUUGCAACCGUCUUGGGUAAAGCCGCCCUCGUUACCGACUUAUGGACGAAGUAUACGUACAUUGCAAUACCUGGGUCGUUCGUCUUCUGGUUAGUUUUCCUUCCAAUAUACGCAAUUAUCGCACCAAAACUCGGAGUCUCGGAGGAGUAUGAGGGGAUUGUACCCAUGCUUUUCGGCACCCCUGUAUUCUACUUGACUGUGUUAUUAUUACCCACAAUCUGUCUGCUUAGAGAUUACGUAUGGAAAUAUGCUAAACGCAUGUAUUCGACAAGAUCGUAUCAUACCGUACAAGAGAUACAAAAAUACAACAUACCAGAUUACAGACCGCGUAUGGAGCAGUUCCAAAAGGCUAUUCGGAAAGUGCGUGCGGUACAAAGACUGCGACGAAAUCGUGGAUUCGCUUUCUCACAGAACGAAUCAGGACAGGAGACAAGAAUUAUCCGCGCAUAUGAUACGACGCUUAAGAAACCAACCGGUCUCUAA
Paraglomus occultum is the source of this 3777-nucleotide messenger RNA. The record is from the annotation of a GenBank genome assembly. Lineage: Eukaryota; Fungi; Glomeromycota; Glomeromycetes; Paraglomerales; Paraglomeraceae.